AUGGCUGCUCCUGCCACUGCUCUCCCCGCUGUUGCUACCCAGCUCUGCGACUACUGUCACCAAAAGCCGAAACACGGUGGCCAUGCGUAUUGUUCCAAGACUUGCGCAGCACAGAUUGCGACGCUCUGCAACCAAUGCCACCAGAAGCCCAAGUACCAAAACUUCGACUACUGCGGCAAGAACUGUGCGGCUGCUGCUACCAAGGCAGGAACUGGCAAUGCUACCGGCAACCGGCCAACGAAGAAAGCUGCUCCAAACGCGACACCUUUCGGGACGACCUCUAUCGGGGGGGUAACGAUUGAUCCCCUCCAGAUCGCGAAGCUCGUUGCGCAGCACAUUCCCCAGGUCCAGAACCUAAUGACCGCCGUUGGCCCUGUGAUUGGACAGGCCCAGCCGCAAAGCGUGCCUCCUGUGGCCAGCGCAGCGCCACCGCGCGCUGCACCAGCCCCAAAGAAUAACCCAUUCGUCAACAAUGGCGCAAGUCUCGCACCCAAACCGGCAGCGGCGCCCGUCAUCCUGCCCGCCGCCAGUUCCCUCUCAACCCCCUCCGCACCAAACGGUGCUCCUCUGGCCGUUCCAGACUGUCUCAUCCCCGGUUGCGGCCAGCCUGUCCAUGUGGAUGUCGCCUCUGGCAGCAUAAGCGCGUAUUGCUCGAAGAAGCAUCGCGAGGAAGCUGUAACUCAGGGCCUGGUGGAACCGUGUAUUAUGUGUCUCGCGUUGCCCCAGAGCGACACUGACUAUUUUUGUGGUCGGGAAUGCCGGGAAGAAGCGUUGAAUAAGAACAUUCAAACUCCGCAGUAG
Molecule: messenger RNA, 801 nt
Organism: Mycena indigotica
Lineage: Eukaryota; Fungi; Basidiomycota; Agaricomycetes; Agaricales; Mycenaceae
Exons: 5
Coding region: 1-801 (266 amino acids)
Source: RefSeq, a predicted model, not a curated record